Glycine soja is the source of this 4741-nucleotide messenger RNA. RefSeq names its product TMV resistance protein N-like. Lineage: Eukaryota; Viridiplantae; Streptophyta; Magnoliopsida; Fabales; Fabaceae. Gene Ontology annotation, molecular function: ADP binding. Gene Ontology annotation, biological process: signal transduction; defense response. The transcript has 4 exons. The record is from RefSeq and is a predicted model, not a curated record. Bases 119 to 4339 code for a protein of 1406 amino acids.
GAUUAAGGCCAGUGCUUCAUUUAUAUUUCACUAUGUGAAGCGAUGCCAACCAACUAAGACUACAGUUGCAAAUUAAACUCCCAAGUUCAACGCUUAAUUAUUUAUUAUUAUUGUUACUAUGGCUAUUAGUGGGUAUGCACCAAUGUUCUCAGAUUUCAGCUACGAUGUUUUUCUAAGUUUUAGUGGUGGAACCAGCAACCCUUUUGUUGAUCCUCUCUGUCGAGCUUUGCGUGACAAAGGAAUCAGCAUCUUCAGAUCAGAAGAUGGAGAAACUAGACCUGCCAUUGAGGAAAUUGAAAAAUCCAAAAUGGUAAUCGUUGUGUUUUGUCAAAACUAUGCAUUUUCCACUGAGUCUCUUGAUGAACUUGUCAAGAUCCGAGAGUAUGUUGACAAUAGAAGAAAACAGGUUUGGACAAUUUUUUACAUAGUGGAACCAUCAGAUGUACGGAAACAAAGAAAUUCUUACAAAGAUGCCAUGAAUGGUCAUGAAAUGACAUAUGGAAAAGACUCGGAGAAGGUAAAAGCAUGGAGGGAAGCUUUGACUAGAGUAUGCGACCUAAGCGGAAUACAUUGCAAGGACCAUAUGUUUGAAGCUGAACUUCAGAAGAUUGUUGAAGCUGCAUCCUGUAAAUUAUUUCGUGUGCCUGGACAAAUGAACCAUGCAGUUGGACUUGAUGAUCACUUUGAACAGGUGAAAGCAUUCAUAGAUGUUGAGUCCAAUGAUAAGGUUGGCGUAUUGGGAAUUUAUGGAGGUGGUGGAAUAGGCAAGACCACAUUUGCCGUCUAUCUAUAUGAAAAGAUUAGACAUUAUUAUUUUGAAGCUGCAAGUUUUCUGAUUAAAGUCAGAGAACAAUCAAAGGAAAGCAAGAAUCACUUGGAAGAUCUCCAAAACAGACUUCUAUCUCAACUGGGUGUAGACACAGGAACCAUGAUAGGGAGUACGAAUAAAGGAGAACUUGAAAUCAAACACAGGCUUGGCCAUAGAAGAGUUCUUCUAGUUUUGGAUGAUGUUGAUUCAAAAGAACAAUUGGAGUUACUGGCUGGAAAACAUGAUUGGUUUGGUUCUGGCAGUAGGAUCAUUAUAACAACAAGAGAUGAAGCGGUGCUAGAUUAUGGUGUUAAAGUUAAGAAAUAUAAAAUGACGGAGCUAAAUGAUCGUCACUCUCUUGAACUCUUCUGUCAGAAUGCCUUUGAUAAGCCUGAACCUGCAAAAAACUUUGAAAGUAUUUCUCAUCGUGCAAUAGGCUAUGCAAAGGGUGUCCCUUUGGCUUUACAAGUAAUAGGAUCCAAUUUGAAAGGAAGAAGCAUAGAGGAAUGGGAAAUCGAAUUGGGAAAAUAUCGGAAGGUUCCAAAUGCUAAGAUUCAAGGUGUACUAAAACUAAGCUUCGAUAGCCUGCCUGAGACAGAGAUGGGAAUAUUCUUGGACAUUGCUUGUUUUUUCAAAGGGGAGAAAUGGAAUUAUGUUAAAAGGAUAUUGAAGGCUUCUGAUAUAAGUUUUAAAGUACUUGCUAGCAAAUGUCUAAUAAUGGUUGAUAGAAAUGACUGCUUGGAGAUGCAUGAUCUAAUACAGGACAUGGGUAGAGAGAUUGUUAGGAAUCAAUCGCCAUCAAACCCUGGUGACCGUAGUAGAUUAUGGUCUCACGAAGAUGUUCUUGAAGUACUGAAAAAAGAUUCAGUAACAAUCCUCCUUUCUCCCAUCAUUGUUUCAAUUACUUUUACUACGACUAAGGUAGCUAGUUUUAAUUCCUUAUGCAUUUUUUUACAGGGAAGUAUAACAAUUGAAGGAAUUAUGCUUCAUCCUCCUAAGCUUGAAGUAGUAGAUAAAUGGACUGAUACUGCCUUUGAGAAGAUGAAGAAUCUCAGAAUUCUUAUUGUUCGGAAUACCAAAUUUUUAACAGGACCUAGUUCUCUACCGAAUAAAUUACAACUUCUUGAUUGGAUAGGAUUCCCAUCAGAGUCUUUUCCACCUAAAUUUGAUCCCAAGAAUAUUGUUGACUUCAAGUUAUCUCAUAGUUCUCUGGUAUCCAUAAAGCCACCUCAAAAGGUAUUUCAGAAUUUGACUUUUGUCAAUCUCUCCCAGUGUCAUUUCAUAACUAAAAUACCUGACAUGUUUGAAGCUAAAAACUUGAGAGUACUGACAAUUGACAAAUGCCCCAAAUUGGAAGGGUUUCAUCCAUCUGCUGGACAUAUGCCUAACCUUGUAUAUUUAAGUGCAUCAGAGUGCACCAUGCUCACGAGUUUUGUGCCAAAAAUGAAUCUGCCAUAUCUGGAAAUGCUUUCAUUUAACUUUUGCAGUAAACUUCAAGAAUUCCCAGAAGUAGGGGGGAAGAUGGAUAAGCCAUUAAAGAUUCACAUGAUAAAUACUGCUAUUGAGAAGUUUCCAAAGUCCAUUUGUAAAGUUACAGGGCUUGAGUAUGUUGACAUGACAACUUGCAGGGAACUCAAAGAUUUAUCAAGUUUUGUGUCAUUGCCAAAACUUGUCACAUUAAAGAUGAAUGGAUGUUCGCAACUUGCAGAAUCAUUUAAAAUGUUCAGAAAGAGCCAUUCUGAAGCAAAUAGCUGUCCAAGUUUAAAGGCAUUAUAUUUAAGCAAGGCUAAUCUGUCACAUGAGGAUCUUUCCAUAAUUCUUGAAAUAUUUCCAAAAUUGGAAUACUUAAAUGUGUCCCACAAUGAAUUUGAAUCACUCCCAGAUUGCAUCAAAGGAUCAUUGCAGUUGAAAAAACUUAAUUUAAGUUUUUGCAGGAAUCUUAAGGAAAUUCCAGAACUUCCAUCAAGUAUUCAAAGGGUAGAUGCAAGAUACUGUCAAUCCUUAAGUACAAAGUCAUCAAGCGUGCUGUUGUCUAAGAUUUAUAAAGAAAGGGAAAAAAUACAAGUUGUGAUGCCAGAAACUGAAAUUCCAAAGGAGUUUGACAGUAAAGAUGUCCUGCUUUUCUGGGCUCGCCGGAAGUUCCCUGUUGUUGCUUUUGUUUUUGUUUUCGAGGAAGUAAAAAAGAAUGAUGAUAUACAGAUGGAUACCUCAGAAUUGUUUCCUGGAGUUGUAUCAGCUGAGGAGUCCUACACUGUUGGCCUGAACUUGUUUAUAGACGGCAAAGAAAUAUGUCGCAAAGAUCAUCAUUAUUGGAGUAUUGGGGAUCAACAUUUGUUAGUAUGUGAUCUACAGGUUUUGUUUAAAAAUGAAGAGUGGCAGGAUCUUGGAGAUGACUGGAAGGCCUUUCAGAUUCAAUGUGAAUCAACGUUGACUCUGAGUCAUCAGGAAGUUUAUGUGGACAAGCAGAAAACAAACACUGAUGAUAUUCAAUAUAUCUCUCCCAAUUUAACAGGUUUGGUUCCAAAAACAAGUCCACAUAAGAAAACAAGACAUGGACAAAAUUGUGAUGUAAUAGAAAAAUUUGGCCAGAACUUGUUAAUACAAACUACCUCUGUUGCCAACGUGUUAUUGAGCUGGUGGAGGAAUGCCAAGGCUGAUAUUAGAGGGGAAGUUUCAGCCUCUACCUAUGAGGCAAGUUCACUGCAAGAACAUGAAGAUGUUGUCUGGGAUGUGGCACAGAUUUUGGAGAUGCUGCUGGAGAAUUUGCCCCAGCAUAUUACUGAUUCAGAAGUUCAAAGAACAGGCCUAUUGGCGGUUGAAUCAUUGAUUGCACGGGCACAACAUAAGAAGGAAUACGGUCAUGAGAAGUUGCACAUCAAUCUAACCAUGCCUAUUGUUCUAGUGGAAUGUAGAUGUCACCCUCAUAAAGAAUUAGAAGGAGCUCAAAACCUUCGCUAUUGGGGAUCUGUGGAGCUAGAAGAAGGAGACCCACGUGUGUGGAAAAUUUGGAAGAGCAAUGAAGCCUUCAAGGAGAGGCUAAAUUACACAGUUCUGUUGAAAUGUGAGCAUCACUCUAGAGAGGAAGCUUCAAAAUCUGACCAUGGGGAAUCCUUGGAGGAAGAACACAAGGGUUCUGAAUUACAAGCAUUGAUGAGGAGGAUAGAAGAAGACACUAUAAGGUUGAAUAAGUCUUAUGGAAAGUUGAAGGCAUCUAUUGUUCCAAUGGAUGUUCUAGUUUCUGACAAAUAUCUUCUGGAAACGGCAAUCAUUAGAGGACUAGAAAGAUUGGGAAGGUUGGGGUCUAAUUUCAACAAGACAGAAUAUGGAAAAUUGAGGGUGGAGCAUCAUGCUCAUAGCAUUACUCAUAUGGAGCAUGAGUUGAGGAUGGAGCAGGAUGCUCAGAGCUCUACUCAGAAUCAGGAGCGGCAUGAGUUGGGGGUGGAGCAUGAUGCUCAGAGCUCUACUCAGGAAAAGAAUAAGUUGGGUUGGAUCAGAUCAUUACUAGGUGGAUUUGGGAGGCAAAGCAGGUGAAAGGAGGUCAAAGAACAAAAUGGUAUAUCCUACCUUCUAUUUUGCUUCUUCUGUUCUGGUUAAUUGUUUAACGAAAGUGGUAAAUUUAUCUUUUGCAUGUAUUGUCGAUAAUUUUCUUUGGAAGCAUAACUGUAGUCUUAAUUUUGCAUUUAAGUGACAUGUGCUAGUGUUUGUGAUAACAAAAAUUGAUCUUCACAAAGACAGUAAUGUGCAAAGGCAACUUGUGCUUAUAGGAAACGUAGUAAGUGGUCGGUUAAAACAUUUUUAUGGUUAUAACACUCUUUUAUUGUCAGUGAGAUCAGUCGCUGCUCCUGCCAAAGUUAUAGCAGGUUUUGAUGACUUAUGUAAAGCACCUCACUCUUGUAUUUUCCACUGAGUGAUUGAUUCUCUUGCUCGGGUUAA